GGGGAAUUUCGUCCCAAAUAAAAGGAAUGAAGUCUGGCUCCGGAGGAGGGUCCCCGACCUCGCUGUGGGGGCUCCUGUUUUUCUCCGCCGCGCUCUCGCUCUGGCCGACGAGUGGAGAAAUCUGCGGGCCGGGCAUCGACAUCCGCAACGACUAUCAGCAGCUGAAGCGUCUGGAGAACUGCACGGUGAUCGAGGGCUACCUCCAUAUCCUGCUCAUCUCCAAGGCAGAGGACUACCGCAGCUACCGCUUCCCCAAGCUCACGGUCAUCACCGAGUACCUGCUGCUGUUCCGCGUGGCCGGCCUGGAGAGCCUCGGGGACCUCUUCCCGAACCUCACAGUCAUCCGCGGCUGGAAGCUCUUCUACAACUACGCCCUGGUCAUCUUUGAGAUGACCAAUCUCAAGGAUAUUGGGCUUUACAAUCUGAGGAACAUUACUCGGGGGGCCAUCAGGAUUGAGAAGAAUGCCGACCUCUGUUACCUCUCCACGGUGGACUGGUCCCUGAUCCUGGAUGCCGUGUCCAAUAACUACAUCGUGGGCAACAAACCCCCAAAGGAAUGCGGGGACCUGUGUCCGGGGACAAUGGAGGAGAAGCCCUUGUGUGAGAAGACAACCAUCAACAACGAGUACAACUAUCGUUGCUGGACUACAAACCGUUGCCAGAAAAUGUGCCCGAGCGCGUGCGGGAAGCGGGCGUGCACCGAGAACAACGAGUGCUGUCACCCCGAGUGUCUGGGCAGCUGCAGUGCGCCCGACAACGACACGGCCUGCGUGGCGUGCAGGCAUUACUACUAUGCCGGCGUCUGCGUGCCCACCUGCCCGCCCAACACCUACCGCUUCGAGGGCUGGCGUUGCGUGGACCGCGACUUCUGCGCCAACAUACCCAGCGCCGAGAGCAGCGACUCCGAGGGGUUUGUGAUCCACGACGGCGAGUGCAUGCAGGAGUGCCCCUCGGGGUUCAUCCGGAACGGCAGUCAGAGCAUGUACUGCAUCCCUUGUGAAGGUCCUUGCCCCAAGGUCUGUGAGGAAGAAAAGAAAACAAAGACCAUUGAUUCUGUUACCUCUGCUCAAAUGCUCCAAGGAUGCACCAUCUUCAAGGGCAAUUUGCUCAUUAAUAUCCGCCGAGGCAAUAACAUUGCCUCAGAACUGGAGAACUUCAUGGGGCUCAUCGAGGUGGUGACAGGCUACGUGAAGAUCCGCCAUUCCCAUGCCUUGGUCUCCUUGUCCUUCCUAAAAAACCUUCGCCAGAUCUUAGGAGAGGAGCAGCUAGAAGGGAACUACUCCUUCUAUGUCCUCGACAACCAGAACUUGCAGCAGCUGUGGGACUGGGACCACCGCAACCUGACCAUCAAAGCUGGGAAAAUGUACUUUGCUUUCAAUCCCAAAUUGUGCGUCUCCGAGAUUUACCGCAUGGAGGAAGUGACAGGGACUAAGGGGCGCCAGAGCAAAGGGGACAUAAACACCAGGAACAACGGAGAGCGAGCCUCCUGUGAAAGUGACGUCCUGCAUUUCACCUCUACAACCACGUGGAAGAAUCGCAUCAUCAUAACGUGGCACCGUUACCGGCCCCCUGACUACAGGGACCUCAUCAGCUUCACUGUCUACUACAAGGAAGCACCUUUUAAAAAUGUCACGGAGUAUGAUGGACAGGAUGCCUGCGGCUCCAACAGCUGGAACAUGGUGGAUGUGGACCUCCCUCCCAACAAAGACGUCGAGCCUGGCAUUCUGCUGCACGGACUGAAGCCCUGGACGCAGUAUGCUGUGUAUGUCAAGGCGGUGACCCUCACCAUGGUGGAGAACGACCACAUCCGUGGGGCCAAAAGUGAAAUCUUGUACAUUCGCACCAAUGCUUCAGUCCCUUCCAUUCCCCUGGACGUUCUUUCCGCGUCCAACUCCUCUUCUCAGCUCAUUGUGAAGUGGAACCCGCCCUCCCUGCCCAACGGCAACCUCAGUUACUACAUCGUGAGAUGGCAGCGGCAGCCUCAGGACAGCUACCUUUACCGGCACAACUACUGCUCCAAAGACAAAAUCCCCAUCAGGAAGUAUGCCGACGGCACCAUCGACGUGGAAGAGGUGACGGAGAAUCCCAAGACCGAGGUGUGUGGCGGAGAGAAGGGGCCUUGUUGCGCCUGCCCCAAAACCGAGGCCGAGAAGCAGGCCGAGAAGGAGGAGGCCGAGUACCGAAAAGUCUUCGAGAACUUUCUGCACAACUCCAUCUUUGUGCCCAGACCUGAAAGGAAGCGGAGAGACGUCACACAAGUCACUAACACCACCAUGUCUAGCCGAAGCAGGAACACCACGGUGGCAGAUACCUAUAAUAUCACAGACCCAGAAGAGCUCGAGACAGAAUACCCUUUCUUUGAGAGCAGAGUGGAUAACAAGGAGAGAACUGUAAUCUCUAACCUCCGGCCUUUUACUUUGUACCGCAUUGACAUCCACAGCUGUAACCACGAGGCUGAGAAGCUGGGCUGCAGCGCCUCCAACUUUGUUUUUGCAAGAACCAUGCCUGCAGAAGGAGCAGAUGACAUUCCUGGGCCGGUGACCUGGGAGUCGAGGCCUGAAAACUCCAUCUUUCUAAAGUGGCCGGAACCUGAGAAUCCCAACGGAUUGAUUCUAAUGUAUGAAAUAAAAUAUGGAUCACAGAUCGAGGAUCAGCGGGAAUGUGUAUCGAGACAGGAGUACAGGAAGUAUGGAGGCGCCAAGCUUAACCGGCUCAACCCCGGGAACUAUACGGCCCGGAUCCAGGCCACCUCUCUCUCUGGGAAUGGGUCCUGGACGGAUCCUGUGUUCUUCUACGUCCCAGCCAAAAUAACGUAUGAAAACUUCAUCCAUCUGAUCAUCGCUCUGCCUGUUGCUGUCCUGUUGAUAGUGGGAGGGCUGGUUAUAAUGUUGUAUGUCUUCCACAGGAAAAGAAAUAACAGCAGGCUGGGGAAUGGAGUGCUGUACGCUUCCGUGAACCCAGAGUACUUCAGCGCCGCCGACGUGUACGUACCUGACGAGUGGGAAGUUGCUCGAGAGAAGAUCACCAUGAGCCGAGAGCUGGGGCAGGGCUCAUUUGGGAUGGUAUACGAAGGAGUUGCCAAAGGCGUGGUUAAAGAUGAGCCCGAAACCAGGGUGGCCAUUAAAACAGUGAACGAGGCCGCGAGCAUGCGUGAAAGGAUUGAAUUUCUCAAUGAGGCUUCAGUGAUGAAGGAGUUCAAUUGUCACCAUGUGGUGCGGUUGCUGGGCGUAGUGUCCCAGGGCCAGCCGACGCUGGUCAUCAUGGAACUGAUGACACGGGGGGAUCUCAAAAGCUAUCUCAGGUCUCUGAGGCCAGAAAUAGAGAAUAAUCCAGUCCUAGCACCUCCAAGCCUAAGCAAGAUGAUCCAGAUGGCUGGGGAGAUUGCAGAUGGCAUGGCAUACCUCAACGCCAACAAGUUUGUCCACAGAGACCUUGCUGCCCGGAACUGCAUGGUGGCCGAAGAUUUCACAGUCAAAAUCGGAGAUUUUGGUAUGACGAGAGACAUCUACGAGACAGACUAUUACCGGAAAGGAGGAAAGGGGUUGCUGCCUGUGCGCUGGAUGUCCCCCGAGUCUCUCAAGGAUGGAGUCUUCACUACUCACUCCGACGUCUGGUCCUUCGGCGUCGUGCUCUGGGAGAUCGCCACGCUGGCCGAGCAGCCCUACCAGGGCUUGUCCAACGAGCAGGUCCUUCGCUUCGUUAUGGAGGGCGGCCUUCUGGACAAGCCGGACAACUGCCCUGACAUGCUGUUUGAACUGAUGCGCAUGUGCUGGCAGUACAACCCCAAGAUGAGGCCUUCCUUCCUGGAGAUCAUCAGCAGCAUCAAGGACGAGAUGGAGCCCGGCUUCCGGGAGGUCUCCUUCUACUACAGCGAGGAGAACAAGCCGCCCGAGCCCGAGGAGCUGGACCUAGAACCUGAAAAUCCCCAGGCGGUCUGCCGGCCCGAGGGCCCUGGUCGGGGCGAGCACUGCUGCAGUGGCCGGGGAGCCCUGUGUUCACUCCCAGGGGACCAGAGCCCUGGCGCUGGCUCGCUUUUCCUUGGCCAGGAAUCCAAGUCCUCGGGGCCCGGGGGUCUUGUUUUGUUUAGUUCUUAG
Messenger RNA from Odobenus rosmarus divergens (Pacific walrus), 4094 nucleotides. It is a transcript of the gene IGF1R, whose product is annotated as insulin-like growth factor 1 receptor. Gene Ontology annotation, molecular function: ATP binding; insulin receptor substrate binding; phosphatidylinositol 3-kinase binding. Gene Ontology annotation, biological process: regulation of JNK cascade; protein autophosphorylation; multicellular organism development. NCBI's taxonomy places the organism in Eukaryota, Metazoa, Chordata, Mammalia, Carnivora, Odobenidae. The coding region runs from base 27 to 4094 and encodes 1355 amino acids. The record is from RefSeq and is a predicted model, not a curated record. The transcript has 23 exons. Gene Ontology annotation, cellular component: axon; membrane; insulin receptor complex.